Molecule: messenger RNA, 1683 nt
Organism: Poecilia latipinna (sailfin molly)
Lineage: Eukaryota; Metazoa; Chordata; Actinopteri; Cyprinodontiformes; Poeciliidae
Gene: sgca
Product: sarcoglycan, alpha
Exons: 11
Coding region: 48-1250 (400 amino acids)
Cellular component (GO): sarcoglycan complex; membrane
Molecular function (GO): calcium ion binding
Source: RefSeq, a predicted model, not a curated record
CUUCCCGCCUCUACAUUUGGCUCCGUCAGUCAAAGGCCAAAAACAAGAUGGCGGGAUUCAGGAGCUGGCUUUUCAUUUCAGCAGUCUUCGCUGCCACCUUGUGUGAGAUCAGUGCCGAAAUCAAAUUUACCAUUGCUGUGGGGAGGUUGUUUACAUAUGAAGUGAUGAGAGAAAAUUUCCAGAGUGACUUUGAUUCCUACUCGCAAAAACUCUACAAAGCCGGGGUCCUCCAUAAUGACCCCAUGAUCUUUAAGUGCAACCAGCAGGGGUAUCCUGACCUCCCAGAGUGGCUCCGCUUCAUCCAAAGGCGUCCCAGUGAGAAUGGCUUCCUGUACGGCACACCAACGACUCCGGGAAAAACCUUCAUUGAGAUUUAUGCAAUCAACAAAAACAGCUAUGACACAGCAAGAGACCUUCUCGUCAUCAAGGCUGUUCCAGAGAAGAUGCUGCCUUACCAAGCGGAGUUCUUCAUCGAGCUGAGGGAGGUUGAGAAGGUGCUGCCCUCUUCUGUUCAAAGUGAGAUAAAGCAGGAUCUGCAGAAGCUGUGGGACAAUGAGGCGCUGGAAAUUGUCAACAUUACCAACGCCCUUGACCGCGGAGGCAGAGUUCCCCUCCCUCUUGCAGGACACUAUGAGGGUGUGUACGUGAAGGUGGGGUCAAAGAAGUACUUCUCCAGGUGUCUGCAGAGAGUGAUGACGCCACAAUACCAAAGGCAGUGCGCAGGAGGGGACAAAGUGAAGGUACCUGGAGAAUGCCACUUCUGCAAAAUCCCCAGCAACUGCAUCACCUGGUGCAAGACGAAGCUGUUUGACCGAACAAAGAUGGAGCCCGCGCCGCCUGCUCCAACAAUGGGCUCCGGGAUAUUGGAGGACGAGGGUUACUUCGACCCUCCGGAGUCUCCCCCGAGCAGAGACUACUUCCCAGAUUACAUUGUGACUGUGAUCGUGCCCCUGAUCAUUGCCGUCCUCCUGUGUCUGCUGCUGGCCUACAUCAUGUAUGGCAGGCGUGAGGGGGUUGCAAAAAGGGAUGCAAAAACAGACAACAUCCAGCUGUACCAUCAACAAACCAUCCAUGGGAACACUGAGGAGCUGAGAAGCAUGGCCUCCCAACGAGCGGUCCCUCCUCCUCUCUCUACGCUGCCCAUGUUUAACAGCCGCACAGGAGAGAGGGCGUCACCGCUGCAGUCGGACAGCAUCCCUCUCAUCAUGGCCCAACAGGAUCCCUACAGUGACACACUGCCCAGGAAGUGAUGUCAGUCACAGAUAAAGCAUCUUUGAAGCUCCACAAAGUAAUUAACUUUGCUUCAUAUACACAAGUUUUUGGAAUGACCUAUUUGCAGCACAAUUAACCAAACAACCAGUUUAUCAUAUUGUUAUUUGCUGUUCAUGAUUUGUGCUUGUGUUUUCUUUUUUCUGUUUUUUAGCUUAUUCUAUAUUGUUUUGUCCAUUUCAAGACUUAUUUCCUGACCUUUGAACUUGUUCCUUGUAGUAAUCAAAUUAUUAUGUUCACUAUUAUUGUCAAACGAUCCCAUCCUCUUGAGUGCAUCAAGAAUACCUUUUCAAAUUAGGUGAAUAAAUGAUUAGUGCAGGCAAAAUUAUUGUUUUGACAUUACAUUGUCAGCUGCAUCUAAGCAUUUGUAUUCAGUCCCCGACAGAAACCUCUAAAUAAAAUCCAGUGCAAUAA